AUGUCUGUAUUUGGCCAAACCGUGACUACCGUAAAGUCGCUUGAACAUUCAGCCAUUAGUGUUGACCCCAAACGUAUUUUAUCUGCCAUUGACGAAAAAAUCUACGCCGGUUUCGUGGAACAUUUGGGUAGAUGUAUAUACGGAGGAUUGGUCGACUACUCCGAAAACCCCAAAUGUAAGGUCAAUGAAUUGGGAUACAGACAAGAUGUUUCUCAAGCCAUCAAAGAUCUCAACAUGCCGGUUGUAAGAUGGCCCGGGGGAAACUUUGUUUCAUCCUACCACUGGAUCGAUGGGGUUGGUCCUAAAGAGGACCGUCCCAGACGACCUGAAUUGGCCUGGAAAGGUGAGGAAAGUAAUGAGUUUGGUACUAAUGAGUUCAUGGAGUGGUGUCGCUAUAUGGACGUUGAGCCCUACUUCUGUCUCAACAUGGGCACUGGAACCUUAGAUGAAGCUCUUGGUUGGGUCGAAUAUUGUAACUCAAGUGCCAACACAUACUACGCCAACUUGAGACGCAAGCAUGGUCAUCCAGAGCCUUAUAACAUCAAGUACUGGGGUCUUGGAAAUGAAGUCUGGGGUCCAUGGCAAGUGGGCCAAAUGAGCCAGGAAGAAUAUUCCACCAAAGCGGCUGAAUGGGCUAAGGCCAUCAAGCUUUUGGAUCCCAACGUUCAGUUGGUGUCUUGUGGGUGCACUGGUAUCGACAACUGGGACCACUACGUGUUGGACAAGUUGAUCAACUGGGUUGACUUUCACUCUAUUCACAUGUAUACCGCCAACGAUGACUUUCUCAAGAAUGUCACUGCUCCAGUAGCGGCCGAAGCUGCUAUUCAGGUCACCAAGGGUCUCAUUGAUCUUGCAACCACUCUGAACCCUCGGGUAUUCAAUGGACUCACUGCGCUCAACGGAGAGAAGAAAAAGGUCAAGAUCUGUUUUGAUGAGUGGAACGUCUGGGACCCAGAGAGAGCAGACGGGGUCGAGGGAGCUGAAGAAAGGUACACUCUCAGUGAUGCCAUUGCUGUUGCUUCCUGGUUAAAUAUUUUUGUCAGACAGAGUGAAAGUUUGGGUAUGUGCAACAUUGCGCAGGUGGUGAACGUUAUUGCACCCAUUAUGACCAACGAAUCCACGAUGUUUUUGCAGACUACCUACCAUCCCUUCCGGUUGUUUUCCAACUACAUGAGGGGAAACGCCUUGAACUUGCACGUUGAAACCACCAUGUACGAAGGUGAAGCUGGAAACAAUAGUGGCCAAAACACUUGGAUUAAGGGCAAUUAUGGGGUUCCGUUAUUGGACGCUUCUGCCGUUCAAAAUGGUGACAAGACUUACAUUGCUGUGGUUAAUAGAUGCGAUAAGGAAAAUGCUCAUACCAAGAUUUCCUUUACUUCCAAGGUGUCCAAAGUCCACAAAUGGUUACUUUACGACGAUGAUGUCUUCGCGUAUAACAGUUUUGAGGAACCCGAAAAAAUCUCUGUGAAGGAAUCUGAUGUCGAAUUUUCUCAGGAUAUUAAUAAUGCCAUUCCAUUUACCUUUGCUAAGCAUUCUUUCACUUUAUUAGAAAUCAGCUACUAAAUAUGGCUAUAGAUACAUUCUCAUUAUUU
Yamadazyma tenuis ATCC 10573 is the source of this 1592-nucleotide messenger RNA. Its product is annotated as alpha-N-arabinofuranosidase. Gene Ontology annotation, biological process: L-arabinose metabolic process; polysaccharide catabolic process. The record is from RefSeq and is a predicted model, not a curated record. Lineage: Eukaryota; Fungi; Ascomycota; Pichiomycetes; Serinales; Debaryomycetaceae. Gene Ontology annotation, molecular function: alpha-L-arabinofuranosidase activity.